AUGCCCCCGCCGAUGUGCAGCUACCUGUCGCGUGUGGACCCCAGCGGGUCCAUCCCCCUGAGUGUCCUGCGCUCGGUGUCCACCGACACACCACUAUGCGCGGGGACCGUGCGCGAUUGGGUCCAAAACAACCUCCCGCCGCCUCUCUUCAUUCGACCGGGUGGCCUCAUCUCUGAUGAGACCUACUCCUCCAAGCGCCAGCCUGGCUUCUCGACGUUCGAGUACUCGGCCCUUUGGCAGACGACGCGGGGCGAGACCCACAUCCUCCGGGCGCCGGUCCCGUCGAUGGGGCCGUCGGCCGGGGCCGCACAACCGAAUGACUACUUUUUCCUCAGCCGCGUGGCCACUCGGGCCAAUUUCCUGGUCAGCUCGCGUGGCAUGGCCACCGUGACGGGGCUCUUCGUGGCCCCGGGCGGCGAUGGGCUUCUGCUGGUGGCCUGCUCGCUGGAUGAUUUGGACCGCCACCUGCCGCCGAUGAAGAAACAGGUCAAGGCCCGCGCCGGCCCGGUUUCCUGGUGGGCGCGGCAGGAUAAGGACGGCCGGAUUCUGCUGACCGCCUAUCUUUCUCUGUCUUUUUCCCACUGCUUGGGCUUUUCGCUGGCCGGGCGCCCCACAUGGCGCGAUGAUGCACACCCGUGUGUUGACCCUGCCCUCGUUGUCUGGCCGCCUGCCUGCCGACCAAAAGACUUCUCCCUGCCUGGCGCGUACUACCACUGCACGCUGGAUGUCACCGAGGCCGACUCGGCCGGGGUGUUCAGCUCGCGGAUAAGCCUGCUUCGUGGGCACUUUGCCCUGCUACGCGUAUCUCGGAAGCGUUUCCCUCGCGGCGUCCGAGUCAGGGUUUGGCCAACACUGGCGGCCGCCGAUGCACCGACCCUGCGCUGCUUCCAGUUCCGGGACUCCGGGCUCAUUGCCCUUGGCUCGGCCGAGUCCGGCCCUGGCACCCUGUCGGCGAUGCUCGACGUGCAUGUGGAGGUCCGCCAUGCGACCGGGUCGCCUGCUCCUGGGGACAUCCACGGCAUCGGGUUUGUCCUUGGCGAUGCCUCGGCCGCGGUGGCCCUCAAUCUGGAGAAGGUCCUCGACAAUACUGGCCAGCUUGUUCCCAGGCCCGAGUCAAAGUCGCCUGCCAAGGAGAAGCCCACGCUGCCGGUUGCAACGACUGCCACGACCAAUGCCCGUCGGCCCAUUUCGCCCGCGUCGCCCAUUUCGCCUGCUCGGGCGUCUCGAGAGCCGGCUGAUCCUGCCCUGGACCCGGCUCGGGCGAUUGCCGAGCUCCGACAAAUCAUCGCCCAGCAUGAGAAGGUUCUCCACCACUUGGCGGCGGCCACAUUGUCCCUGGGCCCGGGGGCCGAGGACCCAACCUUCGAGCCGCCAAACCCGGCGGACGGGCGAUCGCCCCUGGACCAGCUGUAUGAGACGCUCAAGGCGCGCCAGCACUCGCGCGAGGCAACCUUCCUGGCCCGGCAUCAGGGCUCGGGGGCCGAGCUGCUCGGCGCGACCCCGGCCACGGUCGAACCCCCGGAGGGGCUACUCCAGCGGGCCCUGAGCGCCGUUCCACUUGGCGGCCUGCGUGAGUGGCUUGGUGGCAGGCUCGCCCCUCGGCACCCUCCGUCCGGGGGAAGCGCCAUUUUCCUGUGCGGCGAGUGCGGCAGCACCCAGGGAGGCCCGAUCGGCGGGCCGGGCUCCGGAGCAGGCCCCGGCGACACCACCAGCGCCGGGGGGCUGCUGGGGACCUUCUCCUCGUCGCUCUGGCUGCCCGGCUUCGGGAAGCACUACCCGACGCGGCGGCGCCCGGGCACCGCCGGCCCCGCCAUCCAGGGCGGCCCGGUGCCCGGGAAUUGCCCGCACUGCGGGUGCCCGAUAGCCGUCGGCCCCAACGGAGCGGCGGGCCCGCAGCCCUCGGCCUCGCUAUCCACGCAUCGGCUCUUCGGCCUCGGGGCCACCGGGUCCCUCGAGGAGGAGGAUCUGGCCCCCCUGCCGCUGAUGCUGAUGCUCAUCGCCCUGGCAGCCUUGUUCGGGUAUCUGGUGGGGGCGUGGAUUGUCCGUCGCGGCGGGGGGGCCGGUGGAGCCGGGGUCGGAGCCGAUCCCGGUGCCAUUGCCAGCCACUAG
This is a messenger RNA of Fonticula alba, 2109 nucleotides long. RefSeq lists its product as hypothetical. NCBI's taxonomy places the organism in Eukaryota, Rotosphaerida, Fonticulaceae. The coding region runs from base 1 to 2109 and encodes 702 amino acids. The transcript is spliced from 7 exons. The record is from RefSeq and is a predicted model, not a curated record.